This is a messenger RNA of Lactuca saligna, 825 nucleotides long. The record is from the annotation of a GenBank genome assembly. Lineage: Eukaryota; Viridiplantae; Streptophyta; Magnoliopsida; Asterales; Asteraceae.
AUGGAAGCAAUCAUGAAGCAAGUCAAACACCAAUUUAGACAAAAAGAUGAGCAAGAAGCAUCGUUAAUCAGACAGCUUGAAGUAGUCAAACGUGAAAAAGAACAACUACAACAAACAAUACAAAUUCUAUCAUCUUAUUCAGCACCUAAAGAAGAAGCAGCCAUCAGCUUAACAAUGAAGCAACCAAAAGAAGAAAUUCAAGAAAUAUCAUCCGAUGAAAGUCAACCACAAAUAGAACUCGAAAUAGAAAAACAAACCAUGACGCCAAACCAGGAGGAGUAUCCACCACUACAAGCAGAUCAUAAAAAUAUAAAGAAAUGGUAUGUGAUAUUCAACGGAGAAAAAAAAGGAGUCUACGAAGAUUGGGGAAUCGCCAAUUCGUAUAUUCUUGGAAAAAAUUUCAUUCAUAAAAGCUACAAAACAAAAAACGAAGCAGAAGCCGCAUACAAUGAAGCAUACAAAGCCGUAAUAAGAGAUAAUGUCGAAUGUUCGAAAACAGUCCUUCUUACACCACAAAAACAUGUAUCCAUCCCAAAAUCUCUUAAUCAACUCCAUGCUAAAAUCGCCCUCGAAGCCAUUCCGUCAACCAAAGAAAACGAAGCUAUGAAAAAACCAACUACCCAAAAUUUUGCUAAACUAUGGGGAAGCCUCGUUUCAUACAACGAUGUCCAUUCUUUAAUGGGUUUCUACCCAGUAGCCAAGCGCCCAGGCCCCAAAUCAGUUUUCAAGUUGUCUGAUUCACGAUGCUUCUUGCUCCUCUUUUUGUUUGAAUUGGUGUUUGACUUGCUUCAUGAGUGCUUCCAUUUCAAUAUUUCUACUGAAUGA